This is a messenger RNA of Paramormyrops kingsleyae, 1811 nucleotides long. It is a transcript of the gene lpar4, whose product is annotated as lysophosphatidic acid receptor 4. The record is from RefSeq and is a predicted model, not a curated record. Gene Ontology annotation, biological process: positive regulation of Rho protein signal transduction; phospholipase C-activating G protein-coupled receptor signaling pathway. NCBI's taxonomy places the organism in Eukaryota, Metazoa, Chordata, Actinopteri, Osteoglossiformes, Mormyridae. Gene Ontology annotation, molecular function: lysophosphatidic acid receptor activity. Gene Ontology annotation, cellular component: plasma membrane.
ACGCUCAAUCUCUCCUCGCUCUCUUCUCCGGCAAAGAUCGAGGUGCUAUUGUCUUUUUUCCUGUGCAGUGCAAACUCGUUUUUUCUCUCUCUCUCCCUCCUGCUCUUUCCAUUUUAAAGCAGAUUUCCUCACACGAGCCUGCGGCUUCACGAUGUCGCGGCGUCGGGAUCGUUUUUCACUCGCGUCUGUGGCGAAGCGGAGACUUUAACUUGAGAAAAGUGUUUUGGGAAUACGACGCCUUUCAGGUACAUUUCACAUUGAUUUUCUUUUAAUAACUUCCCCCCCUGCCUUGCCACUGAGGAAAAUGUCAAAAGGCGGACUUUACUGUCACUGCGAAGUUUUAAACUAAACACGUUUGCAGCUAUAGGAUGAAGCUUGCGUUCAACUGACAGAUUAGCGAGGCCACCAAAAAACCGAGAAACUGAGAACGGCCCACCGGUGCUAUCAAACUGUGUCAGCCUGUGAGCAACGCACAAGCACCACUUUGGCUUCAUGGCCGUGAUGGAUACACAGGGGAACUACGGGGGCCUAAGUUGUUGAGAGCUGAGAGUUUGACCUAGGCCUAGUCUCUCAACUUCUCCCAUUCCUUUGGCUUGACCUUAGCGGGCCCAACAUGUCAAGCCUGGUAUACAAUGAGAGCAGUAUGGAGGAUUGCGGCAUUGAUGACUCCUUCAAGUACAACCUGUAUGGCGUUGUGUACAGUAUUGUGUUUGUGCUGGGCCUGAUAACCAACUGCGCCUCACUGUUCGUCUUCUGCUUUCGCAUGAAGAUGCGCAACGAGACUACACUCUUCAUGACCAAUCUGGCAGUGUCGGAUUUAGUCUUCGUAUUCACCCUGCCUUUCAAAAUCUUCUACAAUGUCAACCGUCACUGGCCCUUCGGAGACUGGCUGUGCAAGGUGUCUGGAACUGCCUUCAUCACCAACAUCUACGGUAGCAUGCUCUUUCUGACGUGCAUAAGCGUGGACCGCUUCCUGGCCAUUGUUUACCCAUUCCGGUCGCGUUCGGUACGCACGCGGCGGAACGCGGCCAUCGUCUGCGCUGCCGUCUGGCUCCUGAUCCUGGGCGGCGGCAUCACCGUCACAUUCUUCUCCACCACCAACCGUGCCAACUCCAACUCCAGCACAACCUGCUUUGAGGGCUUCUCCAAGAAGACGUGGAAGACCUACCUGUCGAAGAUCACCAUUUUCAUCGAAGUGGUGGGGUUCCUCAUCCCUCUGCUGCUUAACUUGGCCUGCUCCUCCAUGGUGCUCCGGACACUGCGUAGGCCGGCCACACUCUGCCAGAUAGGUACCAACAAGGAGCGUGUCCUGCGCAUGAUUGUGGUGCACGUGGCUAUCUUCGUAGUCUGCUUUGUGCCCUACAACUCCAUUCUGUUCCUGUACGCCAUGGUGCGCACGCAGGCACUAGCCAGCUGUAGUAUAGAGCAGUUUGCCCGCACGCUCUAUCCCAUCACGCUCUGUGUAGCCACACUGAACUGCUGCUUUGACCCUGUUGUCUACUACUUCACCUCUGAGUCUUUCCAGAAGUCCCUGGCCACGGGCAAAUCCCAUGCCAAGCAGGACAGCGUGCUACGCACAGACUUCCCUCUCUCUAGCAAGGACCCCAGUGACUCUGAGCUAAUAGAAAGCCACUCCCCUUCUAGAAACGGCAAAGACUUCAUGUCAGAGACCCACUUCUGACUAGGCAGAACCACAGGCUGAGGAACCAGGUCAACUGGGGGAGGUGGCCACCUCGUUGCCCGAGACUGAGGGCCAAAAAGUAAAAAAAAAAAACAUUGUUCUUCCAUGAGUCUCACAGGCAAAUUAAAGG